This is a messenger RNA of Diachasmimorpha longicaudata, 1196 nucleotides long. Its product is annotated as parkin coregulated gene protein. The transcript is spliced from 4 exons. Gene Ontology annotation, molecular function: Hsp70 protein binding; Hsp90 protein binding. NCBI's taxonomy places the organism in Eukaryota, Metazoa, Arthropoda, Insecta, Hymenoptera, Braconidae. The record is from RefSeq and is a predicted model, not a curated record. Bases 166 to 891 code for a protein of 241 amino acids.
UCAGGGAGGAAACUUUCUUUCUCGGUUUAAAUGAUUCGUUGACACAUUCAAUUAGCUAUUCUUAGAGCUUUUUUCUCAAAUUUCUCGUAUUUUUUUUCUUUAUUUGUCUCCUAAUUUCGUGUACAAUAAAAAUAAAUAAAUUAUUCAUUGUUGUGGAGAAGAACGAUGGUAAAUCAGCGAGAGUUCUGGGCUGAAAUUCAUAAGAAUAAUCCGAAAUACAAGAGGAAGCCGAGAAUUGUACCUGCAUUUACCAUUCAAGCACUGCAGGAAAAUACUGUUGUCGCCAAACCACCAAAGGUUGGUCUCUACAAACCAGUGCCACCAAAGCCCUCAAACUUUCGAAAGUUCUACGAAAGAGGAGUUUUCCCAAUUUCAAUGGAGAAGGAGGGAUCACCGAUAACAUGGAAAGUUAAUAUUCAGGAAUUGGACUUUAGACAUUAUUUGCCAAUGUUUUUUGAUGGACUCACUGAGACUGAGCACCCUUACAAGGUUCUGGUUGAACAAGGAAUCUCGGAUAUGCUAGAACACGGAGGACCGAAGAUAUUGCCAGUUGUCUCGCAGUUGAUUAUUCCAAUAAAAAACGCAUUGAAUACUAAAAUACCUGAGAUCAUUUGCACAACGAUGAGAGUACUUCAACAACUUGUUCGAUCUGCUGAUUGCGUUGGUGAAUGUCUCGUUCCAUAUUUUCGACAAAUAUUACCCAUACUGAAUCUUUUGAAGGAUCGAAAUGUAAAUCUUGGAGAGGGAAUUGAUUAUUCCCAGCAAAAAGGUGAAAAUCCAGCAGAUCUCAUCCAAGAAACUUUGGAAGUUCUUGAGAAAUAUGGAGGGGAAGAUGCCUUCAUCAACAUUAAAUAUAUGAUACCAACCUACGAAUCCUGUAUGAUGAAUUAAAUAUGCUCGUACUCCAUAGAAAUUACGAUUAAAUUUCAAUCUUCUCGAGACACUUGAUACAGAAUAAUUCUCCGUAAGAAGAGUUAAAAAAUCUGUUGCAUAACAAAGGGUUUAUUAAGGUAAUUACAAUACAUUGUACUGACGAGCGACAUACAAGUCAAUGAUGACUGGUCGAAGUGGAAACUUUCAAUUACUUGACAAAUAUGAGAUAGAACUAAAUUUGUUAAGACACUUUCGUCUUAAAUUAUAGUUCCACACGGAGUUAUCUCCCAAUAUGUUAUCAAAGAGUUCAGAAAAUAGCAAAA